Vanderwaltozyma polyspora DSM 70294 is the source of this 1677-nucleotide messenger RNA. RefSeq lists its product as uncharacterized. Gene Ontology annotation, cellular component: nucleus. The record is from RefSeq and is a predicted model, not a curated record. Gene Ontology annotation, biological process: rRNA processing; regulation of gene expression. Lineage: Eukaryota; Fungi; Ascomycota; Saccharomycetes; Saccharomycetales; Saccharomycetaceae. The transcript has a single exon. Gene Ontology annotation, molecular function: double-stranded RNA binding; ribonuclease III activity. The coding region runs from base 1 to 1677 and encodes 558 amino acids.
AUGUCUGAUCAAGUUUAUGUUCCGCCAACAUCAGCACCAAUGAGCAACGAGUUAAAAGUUAGAGAAUUUUAUAGACUCCACAAUGCUUGUGUGAAAUUGAAAGAGUCUAUUAAAUUGAUUUAUGAAAACCCAUUGGUAACUGACCAAAAUGUUUUGAAUUUGGGAACUGCAGAAAAUACUAUUGAUUAUACAAUUUUAAACACACCUACACUAAAUGUUGCUAAAACUUUACUGGGCAAUAGAUAUUCAUUAGAUCUAAUAGAUCUUUUUCAAUCUCAUGAUUUCAAAGAUUCAAACACUGAUGUGGAUAUGUUUAUUAAAUAUCCUGUGGUUUAUGAUGAAAAUUUGGAAAAUUUAGCAUUUAUGCAUAAAAGUUUUCCAAAUAUGAAUGCACAUCUAAAUGAUGCUCAAAAGACUCAAUUAUCUAAUGAAAGGUUAGAAUUUUUGGGUGAUAGUUGGCUAGGUGCUUUAGUUUCAUAUAUUGUAUACACCAGAUUUCCUUCUGCAAAUGAAGGUAUGCUUUCUCAAAUGAAAGAAUCAAUAGUAAAUAAUAAUAAUCUAUUUGAUUGGAGUACAAAAUUAAACUUCACCAAGAGAUUACAAGGUAAUAUCGCUACACCUACUAGAGUGGUCAAAGAUAAAAUGUCUAAACGUUAUGCUGAUUGUGUUGAAGCCUAUAUUGGUGCAUUGGUUAUUGAUAGAUUUGGCACUGAGUUUUUGGAUAUCAAGGAAUGGUUAGAAGAACUAUCAGAAAAAAAAUUGGCCAAAUCGAGCCAAAUGGUGAUAAAGGAACCAUUAAAUAAAAAUGCUAAAAAUGAAUUAGCCGAAUUACUGCAAAUUAACAAAUUAGGACAUAAACUUCAUUACAGAAAGCUUACAGAAAUGCCUCCAUUCAGAGUUGAAGUUAAAAUAGGUGACAUUCUGUUAGACGAAGCUGAAGGUAACAGUAUAAGGGAAGCAGAACACAGAGCUGCGAUGAAGGUAUUGGAAAAUGAUGAAUUAUUGAGGAAAUAUUCGGUUUAUGAUUUAGAGGAUGGAAACUCGAAGAAAUAUUCUAUUGAAGAGACGGAUCUUAAACAUGAUAUUGAAUCCUCUGGAAUAUCUAAUGAAAAUUUUUUGCAAAAUGAGGGAAAUGGAACUGAAAAUAUAGAAUCAAAAUUUAAACAAUUGAAUAUAUCAAAUGAUAGCAACAAAGAUGAUUUAGUUAAUAAUAUUACAAAUUCUGUUUUUAGUAAAUUGCAGGAUGUCGUAAGUAAAAUUGUCAUUGACGCUAUUUCCGAAUCAAUCCCAAAUAAUCCCCACAAAAUAGAACAAUCUAGAAAUGGUAAAGUAGGAACACAAACAAAUACUAGUGCUACAACUUCAGAUGUCCUUUCAGUUCAAACGUCUAUUCCUAAAAGCGAGUCAACUUCGGCUGAUAAAGCUCCUAUCACAUGUGAUCCCAAUGCCAAACAGGCAUUGUAUACCCUGUUAUCUAGAUCACAAGUGUUCCCAGACUAUGAAAUGGUUCAACAUUCCAUGGAUAAUUUCACCGCUAACUGUAUCAUUAAAGGCAGCGGUAUAUUUUUAGCGUCCGGAAGAGGUCGCAGUAAGAAGAUUGCUCAGCAAAAUGCAGCAUCAGCGGCACUUCGGAGCCCAAUCUUAAAAUCUAUUUUGGAAGAACAAAACAAUUUUUAA